AUGACAGAGCGAUUUGACUGUCACUCCUGCAAUGAGUCUCUGCUCGGGAAGAAGUAUGUUCUGAGAGAGGAGAAUCCAUACUGUAUAAAUUGUUAUGAGAUUCUGUACUCUAACACCUGCAAGGAGUGUAAGAAACUCAUUGGAUGCACCAACAAGGAUCUGUCCUACAAGGACCGUCACUGGCAUGAUGAGUGCUUCCACUGCUUCAAGUGCAGGCGCUCAUUAGUGGACAAGUCAUUCUUAACCAAGGACGAGGAGCUAGUCUGCACUGAGUGCUACUCCAAUGAGUACUCUUCCAAAUGCUAUGAGUGUAAGAGUACCAUCAUGCCUGGUAAGAAAACUGUUACCAUUACAUUGAGAUAA
This is a messenger RNA of Trichomycterus rosablanca, 363 nucleotides long. Its product is annotated as four and a half LIM domains protein 2-like. Gene Ontology annotation, cellular component: Z disc; nucleus. The transcript is spliced from 2 exons. The record is from RefSeq and is a predicted model, not a curated record. Lineage: Eukaryota; Metazoa; Chordata; Actinopteri; Siluriformes; Trichomycteridae. Gene Ontology annotation, molecular function: transcription coregulator activity. Bases 1 to 363 code for a protein of 120 amino acids.